This is a messenger RNA of Penicillium diatomitis, 2514 nucleotides long. It is a transcript of the gene hxB, whose product is annotated as putative molybdenum cofactor sulfurase protein (HxB). The transcript is spliced from 2 exons. The record is from RefSeq and is a predicted model, not a curated record. Bases 1 to 2514 code for a protein of 837 amino acids. Gene Ontology annotation, biological process: Mo-molybdopterin cofactor biosynthetic process. NCBI's taxonomy places the organism in Eukaryota, Fungi, Ascomycota, Eurotiomycetes, Eurotiales, Aspergillaceae. Gene Ontology annotation, molecular function: molybdenum ion binding; pyridoxal phosphate binding; molybdenum cofactor sulfurtransferase activity.
AUGACUUCGUCAAACGCAGACCAGUACCCGUCGGGAUACAGCGAGGGAUAUUCUGCUGAUGUGGACAUAAUCCGCGAACAAGAAUAUCCUCUCCUCAACGAUACCACGUAUCUGGAUCAUGCCGGCACAACGCCUUAUGCUAAAUCCACAAUUGAAGAGUUCUCCCGGCAACUGACAUCUAAUUUGUUUGGGAACCCUCACUCAAUGUCGUUGUCAUCUCAACUCUCGACACAGAGGACAGACGACAUUCGUCUUCGUGUCCUGCAAUUCUUCAACGCAGAUCCCGAUGAGUUUGAUCUUGUAUUUGUGGCAAACGCAACAGCAGCCAUUAAGUUAGUGGCAGAUGGUCUGCGAGACUCUGACCAUCGUGGCUUCUGGUAUGGCUACCAUUCUGAUGCGCAUACCAGUCUCGUGGGCGUUCGAGAGCUUGCGGAAAUGGGCCAUCGCUGUUUCCAAGAUGAUGCAGAUUUGGACACUUGGAUCAAAGACCUGCCAAACCUUCCAACGAAAGCUCCAAAGCUCGUCGCAUUUCCAGCCCAGUCAAACAUGAAUGGGCGACGUCUCCCACUCCGCUGGUGUAAGGAGCUUCGUUCCGCCGCCCAAGCCAUGGAUGGGAAUGUAUUCACGCUACUCGAUGCUGCUUCCUUCGUGUCGACAGGCUCGCUUGACAUUUCUGCAGUGUCGCCAGAUUUCACAGCCUUGAGCUUUUACAAGAUCUUCGGGUUCCCUGAUCUUGGUGCACUGAUUGUACGCAAGAAAGCAGCUCGUGUUUUUGAAAGACGCAAGUAUUUUGGGGGAGGCACUGUCGACAUGGUCAUUGCAGCAGGUGCACAGUGGCAUGCCAAGAAAGAAUCGUCCGUUCACGAACUUCUUGAGGACGGGACCCUGCCAUUCCACAAUAUCAUCGCUCUCGAUGCUGCUUUGGACACUCACAAACGACUAUAUGGCUCAAUGACAAAUGUCUCACGGCACACUGCCUGUCUAGCGAAACGAGUGUACGAUCGAUUAUCCGUCUUGAGUCACUGGAAUCAGACAAAUGUCUGUCACAUGUAUCAACCUGGUGCGCAUUACGGAAGUUCCAUCGCGCAGGGACCCAUCAUUGCCUUCAAUCUGCAAAACAGCAAAGGAGAAUACGUCCCGAAAACCGAGAUUGAAAAACUCGCCAAUGUCCAAAAUAUUCAACUUCGCACGGGGUCGGUGUGUAACCCUGGAGGUACAGCAAACGCCUUGGGGUGGACCGGAUUGGAUCUACGAAGACACUAUAGUACAGGUCUUCGGUGCGGAGAUGCUCAUGAUAUCAUCGGCGGGCGUCCGACGGGGGUAGUUCGUGUCAGUCUCGGUGCGAUGACCAAUAUGAAAGACGUCGAAUCUCUUGUCAAUUUCAUAGAGGAGUUCUAUGUGGAGAAAAUCCCCCCAAUAAUGGCUCUCAAGUCCCCUAUGGACAACAGCGAUAUCGUUGAACGGCAUUUCUACGUCGAAAGUCUGUCAGUUUUCCCUAUCAAGAGUUGUGCAGCUUUCAAAAUCCCCGAAGGCAAGCGAUGGGAGAUAAAGCAAGAGGGCUUGGCUUGGGAUCGAGAGUGGUGCCUCAUACACCAAGGUACAGGCACGGCCCUGAACCAGAAGCGUUAUCCUCGCAUGGCUCUUAUUCGUCCCUCUGUUGAUCUCGAGCGCAGUAUCUUGCGUAUCACCUGUGGGGUUAUGUCGGAGCAAGUGAGUCUGGAAAUAUCGCUCAGCUGGGAGGACACGAGUCUCAUCUCAACAUCAUCAUGCCCCAACACCAAGCGCUCUUCUACGGUCUGUGGCGACCGAAUCUCACUCCACGCGUAUUCCUCGCCCGUUGUCUCCGCUUUUUUCUCCGAUUUCCUUGGUGUACCUUGCACACUUGCCAGAUUCCCAUCCCAUACAACUCAUCGAUAUGCACGCCCUCGUCGAUCCUCUGGAGUCUGGAGAAGCAGGUUUCGAAAGCUAAUCAUGCCGGGCGCUUUUCCGCUUGAUUUGCCACCUCCUGUGCAUGAUGCACGCCAGAUCCCGCUCUCACUCUCGAAUGAGUCUCCACUUCUCAUUGUUUCGCGCUCAUCUGUCAAUCGUCUCAAUGAGACGAUCAAGGCUGGAACCAAGUCUGUGAACAGUGGACAUAAGGCUGUCGCCGCAGACGUGUUCCGGGGCAAUAUUGUGGUAGCUGAACGACUGGCCAGUCCUGGCGACACUGAGCAGCCCUACGCGGAGGAUCACUGGUCAUCUGUUCGCAUCGGUCCUGACCAACUCCGAAUUAAUGUCUUGGACGCCUGUCAGCGAUGUCAAAUGGUUUGCAUUGACCAGUUCACAGGUCUGCGGAGCGCCGAGCCAUUCUCUACGUUAGCGAAGACAAGGAAUAUCAAUGGAAAGGUUUGUUUCGGCAAGUACGCGGCACUCGCUCCGGAAGAGACUGAAGUGCAUCAUCCACAAUCUGAUCGCAAGACGGUCAUGGUGGGCGAUGUGAUCAUGCCGAGCUACGACGAUGAAGAGCAUCCAUGA